Saitoella complicata NRRL Y-17804 is the source of this 627-nucleotide messenger RNA. RefSeq lists its product as uncharacterized. Gene Ontology annotation, cellular component: GID complex; extrinsic component of membrane. Gene Ontology annotation, biological process: proteasome-mediated ubiquitin-dependent protein catabolic process; protein catabolic process in the vacuole; protein targeting to vacuole. NCBI's taxonomy places the organism in Eukaryota, Fungi, Ascomycota, Saitoellomycetes, Saitoellales, Saitoellaceae. The record is from RefSeq and is a predicted model, not a curated record. Bases 1 to 627 code for a protein of 208 amino acids. The transcript is spliced from 2 exons.
AUGCACCACGAUCACCACCCCGACCUUUCCCAACAACACAAAUCUGCACGACCGGAGAGUUGGACGGUUAGUGUCGCGAUUGACGCGUGUGAUUUGAAGGAGGGGAGGGUCGAAGGGAGUAUGGAGGCCAGAGACGUCCCGCAUGCGCCGGCGGGAACGAGGAUUCGGACGAGGUGGGUUGGGGAGGUCGUUGAUUGGAAUGUGUAUGGCUUGGCGACGGGGAAGUGGGGUGCGGCUGUUGGUGUUGAUCGGGAGUAUUGGGGCAAGUUGGCGCCGUUUUGUGGGGGGGGUCAACAGGCGGAAACAGUGGCCGAGGCGGACAGGUUUUGGAAGAGGGUGAGGGAGGAGUACGUCCUCAUGCGCUGGAAGGAAACGAACUUCAUCCCCUCACCCACCGCACCCGCUAUUCCUUGCUCAUCAUCCGGGUCUUCCGUCACCUCACCGUCGAAUCCGCCACAGGAAGCGUGUUUGACCAUCGAUGGGUUCUAUUAUCUCGUACUGCAUAGGAGUACGGGGUUGAUUGAGGGGUACUAUUUCGAUCCGAGUACAGUGCCGUAUCAGUGUUUGGAGUUGGUGCCGGGUGUUGAGGGGAGGAGGGGAGAUUGGGGCUCGUACACCUUUAACUGA